GGUCAGGUUUGAGACUGACCUGAAUUUCACUGAGAACUUCAAAAAGGCUUUUCACACAAGCCUGCUGGCUGAAGACGGAGAGAUGAAGAUCUUCAUGGCAACAUAUAGAGAAGAGGAGGAGGGAGAAGCCAAUGUGGGCAUGGAAGUCCAAGGAUCCAAGGAGGAGGCUGAGGAUGAAGAAGAUGACGUUGAGCUUCGCAAUGUUAAUAUAGAAAAAUGGAAAGGAAAAGAAAAUGAUGAUGAUGAUGUAAGAGAGAAACCUCACAUGUCAGAGUCUGAAAGAGGAGAUGACGAGGAAGAAGAAAACAAGCAUGAGGCUGAUGAAGAGGAGGAGAUGGAGGAGAUAAUGGUUCUCAAACAUAACGACUAUAAAGAGGAUGAGAAGGAUAAACCGGAGAGCAAUGAUUCAUGUUGUUCAGCCAGUAAUGAAGAAGCUACAGCACAGGCGCACAUCGAACAAACAUCUGUGCAGCAGUACACAGCACCAGUUUGGGUUCCCAGCAUCAUCACUCGCCUUGGUAAAGAUACCUACCAUUACGCAGGGCAGGACAUUGUCAUUUAUGAGUCCAUGGACUCUUUUGGAGCUGUGAUGUGGCCAGCAGCGUUGGCUCUGUGCUCCUUCCUGGACAACAACAGGCAGAGGGUGAACCUGCAGGGAAAGGAGGUGCUGGAGCUGGGAGCAGGAACAGGACUGGUAACCAUUGUGGCCAGUCUGCUGGGAGCUUCAGUCACAGCUACAGACUUACCUGAGGUGUUAGGUAACCUCCAGGCCAAUGUGAUGAGGAACACCAGGGGGCGUUGCAGACACACGCCCCAGUUGGCGGCACUGUCCUGGGGCUACGACCUGGAGCACACCUACCCUUCAUCACUGUAUCAUUACAACUACGUGCUGGCAGCUGAUUCUGGAUAA
Morone saxatilis (striped sea-bass) is the source of this 910-nucleotide messenger RNA. Its product is annotated as protein-lysine methyltransferase METTL21E-like. Bases 83 to 910 code for a protein of 275 amino acids. Gene Ontology annotation, biological process: peptidyl-lysine methylation. The transcript is spliced from 5 exons. Lineage: Eukaryota; Metazoa; Chordata; Actinopteri; Moronidae. Gene Ontology annotation, cellular component: cytosol; cytoplasm. Gene Ontology annotation, molecular function: protein-lysine N-methyltransferase activity. The record is from RefSeq and is a predicted model, not a curated record.